UUCGUGCAAUGUGCCUGUGAUACUGGGAGGAGAAUGAAUGGUCAUGUAAAGAGUAUGCAACGGUUUAUGGAACAAGCAACAACUUUACUCUCUCUCCUGCUGGUUAUGGCUGUUGAUUCAACAAGAACUGUGGCAGCAAGCAGAAACCAGCAGUGUGGGAAUUAUCUGCAAUCGAGUCUGAAGCUGAGCAGACUCUUACAGAAGGAAUCUGUCGACCUAAUCAAAACAUAUAAAGCCUCUCAAGGAGAAAUGUCAGAGCUCUUCUGCAAGGUGUCUGUAAGCAACGUCCCCGACCCCAACAUCUCCGGUCUGGAGCCCUCAGAGAAGAUAGCAAGCAUCUACAGUCACCUUGAGGACUUCUUCCCACAUUUUAAAUGGGUGUACGAGCAGCAGACAGACUUACAGUUACCCACAAACCCGCUGCUGAAUGACCUAAAACGGUUCAGCGCUGGCAGCAGGAACCUGGCUGAUAUCAUAACCAUCUUCUAUCAGAGCCUCUUCCCAAACCUGCCUUUACCAGCAGGAGGACCGACAACACUACCUCCACCUCAGAACGUCUUCCAGCAGAAGGUCUACGGCUGCGUGGUGCUGAAGACCUUCAAGGAGCUCCUGUCAAAUGUUUCCCGAGAACUGAGGAGUCUAAAAAGCCAAGUGUGCAGAAGGAGGAUACAAACCAACACAAUGUUCUGAGGAUGGCCUUAGACCGCCAGUUUAACAACACAAAAAAGACUUUAAAAGAAAAGGGAGUUUGAGGGUGGCUGGUACAUCAAUGUAAUGAAGCCUAUUUAUGGUAUUUAUUAUUUAUUUUCUUGUUUCUGAUGAGAGAAAUGCUGAGUGUAAAGGUAUCUCUAUGCAAUUUAUGUUUAUUUAAUUUGUUUAAUAUGUUAUGUAAGUUUAUUCUUUGCUGUUUGGCUGUAUACAGAAUUAUUAAGUGAUGCUUUGCAGCUGUACUUUACUAUGUUUUCUCACUGUGGUUCUAUAAAUAUUUACAAUUUCAGAAACAA
Messenger RNA from Eleginops maclovinus (Patagonian blennie), 1004 nucleotides. It is a transcript of the gene m17, whose product is annotated as IL-6 subfamily cytokine M17. Gene Ontology annotation, biological process: ciliary neurotrophic factor-mediated signaling pathway; negative regulation of neuron apoptotic process. Gene Ontology annotation, molecular function: ciliary neurotrophic factor receptor binding. The coding region runs from base 34 to 690 and encodes 218 amino acids. The record is from RefSeq and is a predicted model, not a curated record. The transcript has 3 exons. Lineage: Eukaryota; Metazoa; Chordata; Actinopteri; Perciformes; Eleginopidae.